GCCCUGGCCGCCGGCAGGGACACGCCGUGCGCACUGGGAGCAGCCAUGGCCGACGGUCCGGUGGCGGAGGUGUUGCUGCGGCGGCUGGAGGCGGCUGAUGGCGGCCUGGACAGCGCGGAGGUGGCAGCCCAGCUGGGCUUAGAACACCAGGCUGUGGUGGGUGCCGUGAAGAGCCUGCAGACACUGGGCGAGAUUAUCGAGGCUGAGCUGCGCUCCACCAAGCGCUGGGAGCUUACUGCUGAGGGCGAGGAGAUUGCCCGGGAGGGCAGCCAUGAGGCCCGGGUGUUUCACAGUGUCCCCCCAGAGGGCCUGCCCCAGAGCGAGCUCAUGCGACUGCCAAGUGGCAAGGUGGGCUUCAGCAAGGCCAUGUCCAACAAGUGGAUCCGAGUGGACAAGAGUGCUGCUGAUGGGCCCCGGGUGUUCCGAGUGGUGGACAGCGUGGAGGAUGAGGUACAGCGGCGGCUCCAGCUGGUCCGGGGUGGGCAGGCCGAGAAGCUGGGAGAGAAGGAGAGGAGCGAGCUCAGGAAGAGGAAGCUGCUGACUGAAGUGACCCUGAAGACCUACUGGGUGAGCAAAGGCAGUGCCUUCAGCACCAGCAUCUCCAAGCAGGAGACAGAGCUGAGCCCAGAGAUGAUCUCCAGUGGCUCCUGGCGGGACCGGCCCUUCAAGCCCUACAAUUUCUCGGCCCAUGGUAUCCUCCCUGAGAGCGGCCACCUGCACCCCCUGCUCAAGGUCCGCACCCAGUUCCGGCAGAUCUUCCUGGAGAUGGGGUUCACCGAGAUGCCGACCGACAAUUACAUUGAGAGCUCCUUCUGGAAUUUUGAUGCGCUCUUCCAGCCCCAGCAGCACCCAGCACGCGACCAGCAUGACACUUUCUUUCUGCGAGAUCCACCCCAGGCCCUGCAGCUCCCAAUGGACUAUGUCCAUCGAGUCAAGCGGACUCACUCUCAGGGUGGCUAUGGCUCACAGGGGUACAAGUACAACUGGAAACUGGAUGAAGCUCGGAAAAACCUGCUCCGCACGCACACCACGUCGGCCAGUGCCCGCGCCCUCUACCGCCUGGCACAAAAGAAGCCCUUCACACCAGCCAAGUACUUCUCCAUCGAUCGUGUGUUCCGGAACGAGACCUUGGAUGCCACGCACCUGGCUGAGUUCCACCAGAUCGAGGGCGUUGUGGCUGAUCACGGCCUCACCCUGGGCCACCUCAUGGGCGUCCUGCGGGAGUUCUUCACCAAGCUGGGCAUCACUCAGCUGCGUUUCAAGCCGGCUUACCCCUACACCGAGCCCAGCAUGGAGGUGUUCAGCUACCACCAAGGCCUGAAGAAGUGGGUAGAGGUUGGAAACUCCGGGGUCUUCCGCCCUGAGAUGCUGCUGCCCAUGGGGCUCCCCGAGAACGUGUCCGUCAUUGCCUGGGGCCUCUCCUUAGAGCGCCCGACGAUGAUCAAAUAUGGCAUCAACAACACCGAGAGCUGGUGGGCCACAAGGUGAAACCUGCAGAUUGGUGUACGAUAGUCCUCUCUGUGCCGCCUGGAUGAACAGGGGCCCCCUCCAACACAGGAGGCCGCAUGACAUGAGCCACCCUGGAUAGGCCACCUUCCCCGACACCCCUGCUGCCCCUUGCAAUCCCUGCCAGUGACCCCCUUGUACUUACGAGGCCUCUGUGAGGCCAUCCCCCUGCCCCUGGUAUCUCCUUUCCCCGCUGGCCCCAGGGUCCCAGGGACAGGGGAGCGAAUGCAGGUUCGUUCGUUGUCCAUCUGUGAGGGUGGGCCUUGGGGAGCCCUGCUGGCCAGCCGCUGGCUAAUAAGUGGGCAGUUGCCCUCACCUGGUGCCUUUCCUUAGGGUAGAAGGAUGCUGGAGCCCGGGUGUGAAGCAUGGCGGGUUGGAGGUCUUGGACCUUGGGGCCUCCUGACCAGCCUGAAGCAGGUUCCCUCAGGGAAGACCAGCUCUAGCAACCAUCUGUCAGUUUACCUGCUGGUUCAAGGGUCUCUUCUAGGUGAAAGGAACGAACCCCCUACCCCUAUAGAAGGGGCAUUUAGGUAGGGGAGGCCAGGCAGGUGUCAGGGCCCCAGGAACCAGAAUUCACUAACUGGGAGCCAAGCAUUGGUGGGCAUGGGGCAUAUAUAUAGCAAGGUAAGUCUUAAAGGUAAGCUGCUUUUUCUUUUUUAAAAGAGCAGCUUUAGGUUGAUAGCAAAAUUGAGCAGAAGGUACAGAGAUUGCCUGCAUACCCCUGCCUUGACAUACCAUAAUCACCCAAAGUCCAUAAUUUACAUUACUGUUGACUCCCUAUGUUUUACGUGGGUUUGGACAAAUGUGUGAUAAAUGUGGAUUCGUUA
Messenger RNA from Phacochoerus africanus (Common warthog), 2333 nucleotides. It is a transcript of the gene FARSA, whose product is annotated as phenylalanyl-tRNA synthetase subunit alpha. Gene Ontology annotation, cellular component: phenylalanine-tRNA ligase complex; cytosol; cytoplasm. Gene Ontology annotation, biological process: phenylalanyl-tRNA aminoacylation. The record is from RefSeq and is a predicted model, not a curated record. Gene Ontology annotation, molecular function: ATP binding; phenylalanine-tRNA ligase activity; tRNA binding. NCBI's taxonomy places the organism in Eukaryota, Metazoa, Chordata, Mammalia, Artiodactyla, Suidae.